GCGGCACCGAGCGGGGGGAGCCCCCCGUCUACCCGACGAGAUUUGGGUUUAAACUUUGGGUUUUGGGGAGCCCCGAAGAUGCCUUUCCACCCGGUGACGGCGGCGUUGAUGUACCGGGGGAUCUACACCGUCCCCAACAUCCUCGCCGAGCAGCGCCCCGUGGAGAUCCCCGAGGAUGAGCUGGAGGAGAUCCGGGAAGCCUUCAAGGUGUUCGACCGCGAUGGGAACGGCUUCAUCUCCAAGCAGGAGCUGGGCACGGCCAUGCGCUCCCUGGGGUACAUGCCCAACGAGGUGGAGCUGGAGGUCAUCAUCCAGCGCCUCGACAUGGACGGUGACGGGCAGGUGGACUUUGAGGAGUUUGUGACAUUGCUGGGGCCCAAGCUCUCCACCUCGGGCAUCCCAGAGAAGUUCCAUGGCACCGACUUCGACACUGUCUUCUGGAAGUGUGACAUGCAGAAGCUGACGGUGGACGAGCUGAAGCGGCUGCUGUACGACACCUUCUGCGAGCACCUGUCCAUGAAGGACAUCGAGAACAUCAUCAUGACGGAGGAGGAGAGCCACAUGGGCACGGCCGAGGAGUGCCCCGUCGACGUGGAGACCUGCUCCAGCCAGCAGAUCCGCCAGACCUGCGUGCGGAAGAGCCUCAUCUGCGCCUUCGCCAUCGCCUUCAUCAUCAGCGUGAUGCUCAUCGCCGCCAACCAGGUGCUGCGCAGCGGGAUGAAGUAACGGGGAGCCCCCGCCGCCGGGGGCCCGCAGCGACAGCGAGCAGGAGACACCUAUAAAUAUCUAUAAAUAUCUCGAUGUACAUCCAUCUGUGGCCCAGAGACGUGCCCCCCCCCCGGCUGGGGGGCAGCCGAGGGGACGGAGCCGCGCCGGGGCUCCGCCGCGCCGGAGAUUUCGGUACCGACACCGACACACCGACCCCCCCUCGCCAGACCAAAACCGACCCGUGAGUGCAUGUGACGUGCAUGGAGCCCCGUGAACCCCCGGCGGAUCCCGUCGGAUUCUCCGAUCUAGCGUUAGAGCUCAUAUUUAGGAUAAACCAAAUCAUCCCCUAAGCAAUACACGCGCCUGAGAUGGUUCCUAGAGCCGGGAGCGUUUGCAUGGACUUGGCUGCCAAGGGCUGGAUUUCCACCCCCCGAAGCCCCUCCCUGUCCCCGUGCCGUGCCUCGGUUUCCCCAGCUGCCCGGGGCGGGGACAUUCCUGACCUGCUUGAUGCACUUUGAGCCGACCCCCCUCGGGAAGAGCCGGAGCGACCCCGAGCCGGGGAGCGCCGCGCCCCCGGAACCCCCAGCCUGUAUGUAGCACCCACCUGGGCACGGACUGGUUCGGAUUCGGGGCCGUUUCUCAUUCUUUGGAGUUUCUGGGGGUUUGGGGGUGGCGUUUUUUGUUUUGUUUUUGGUUGGGUUUUUUUGUUUGUUUGUUUUUGGUUCUUUUGGUUUUUUUUUUUUUUUGUUCUUCCUGGUUGGUUGUUUCCGAUCUGAAAUAAAACUGGGAUUUCUGAAGUGCUCUGGGCUGCAGAGGCUCCUGGAGAUGCUGGGGUGGAGGGUGAUGGGGUGGGGCCCUGGGAGCACCCGUGGGUGCUGCUGAGUCCUCCUGGCACAGGAGAUGGGCACUCAUCCGGGGGGGCUGUGACCCCCAGGAUUCCGGGGGCUGGAGCAUCCCAAAACCUUGGGGCAGCAGGACCUGGCUCCUUCCCAGCAGCUCCCACAGCCCCAUCCCACUCCAGCUGUGGGUCCUGCUAGAGGUCCUGCCUUUUCCCAUGGAUCCCAGUGGUUUUAUCCCACUCUCCACAUCUCGUGUCCUGGUAUUUUAUGUUGGGUUUGAUGAAGCCUCGAUGGGGAGGACGCUCAGCCCAAGUCCCUUCCCAGAAUUGCUUUCACCUGGAUUAACAAUAAUUCCAUCAGGAAGCAGGAUCUGCCUGGGAUGCUCAGAGAGGCUCCACAGGGUCACAAUUCCUGGCCCAAGCUGGGAUCCUGCCCCAAGGCUCGUGGCAGGGAGCACCCUGUUAGCCCUGAUUUACACCACUGGGGCCUGGCCCCGGCGUGAGCCCCCCAGGCUGAGGGACAUUGAGAAUCUCACCCCUCACUCUGUGUGUGCUGUGGGAGCC
Messenger RNA from Oenanthe melanoleuca, 2110 nucleotides. It is a transcript of the gene CABP7, whose product is annotated as calcium binding protein 7. The record is from RefSeq and is a predicted model, not a curated record. NCBI's taxonomy places the organism in Eukaryota, Metazoa, Chordata, Aves, Passeriformes, Muscicapidae. The transcript is spliced from 5 exons. The coding region runs from base 79 to 726 and encodes 215 amino acids. Gene Ontology annotation, molecular function: calcium ion binding.